Messenger RNA from Diceros bicornis minor, 964 nucleotides. It is a transcript of the gene PAFAH1B3, whose product is annotated as platelet activating factor acetylhydrolase 1b catalytic subunit 3. Bases 234 to 929 code for a protein of 231 amino acids. Lineage: Eukaryota; Metazoa; Chordata; Mammalia; Perissodactyla; Rhinocerotidae. The record is from RefSeq and is a predicted model, not a curated record. The transcript is spliced from 6 exons.
GCUAGAUUGUCUCGCCUCCCCCAUCCCCCCGGUGCCCGGGUGCACCAGCCGCCGCCGCUGCUGGGGAGUGAGUGGCCGGGGCGGGAAGCGCCGGACGAGCCCACUGUGCGGCCACCGUGGGGGAAGCAAGGGCUCCCGAUUCCACCUCCCCUCCUAAGUGAAGGUUUCCGCCCCUGGAGAGGAGGCGGCGCCCCGGAUCGGCCAUCGUCCUCCGCUGGAGCCGCGGCGCCAAGAUGAGCGAAGAGGAGAAUCCAGCCAGCAAGCCCACGCCAGUGCAGGACGUGCAGGGCGACGGUCGCUGGAUGUCCCUGCACCAUCGGUUCGUGGCCGACAGCAAAGAUAAGGAACCUGAAGUCGUCUUCAUCGGGGACUCCUUGGUCCAGCUAAUGCACCAGUGUGAGAUCUGGCGGGAGCUCUUCUCUCCCCUGCACGCACUUAACUUUGGCAUUGGCGGUGACACAACACAGCAUGUGCUGUGGCGGCUGGAGAAUGGGGAGCUGGAACACAUCCGACCCAAGAUUGUGGUGGUCUGGGUGGGUACCAACAACCACGGGCACACAGCAGAGCAAGUGACUGGAGGCAUCAAGGCCAUCGUGCAACUGGUGAACCAGCGGCAGCCCCAGGCCCGGGUUGUGGUGCUGGGCCUGCUACCAAGGGGCCAGCACCCUAACCCACUCCGUGAGAAAAACCGACGGGUGAACGAGCUGGUACGGGCAGCACUGGCUGGCCACCCACGGGCCCACUUCCUGGAUGCUGACCCUGGCUUUGUGCACUCAGAUGGCACCAUAAGCCACCAUGACAUGUAUGAUUACCUGCAUCUGAGCCGCCUGGGCUACACACCCGUCUGCCGGGCCCUACACUCCCUGCUUCUGCGUCUGCUGGCCCAAGACCAGGGCCAGGGUGUCCCCCUGCCAGAGGCCACACUCUAAGCAUCCACCUUCCCACAUUAAAUUCUUGUUCCUCA